Messenger RNA from Cordyceps militaris CM01, 1137 nucleotides. RefSeq names its product ribosomal protein L1. The transcript has 2 exons. The coding region runs from base 1 to 1137 and encodes 378 amino acids. NCBI's taxonomy places the organism in Eukaryota, Fungi, Ascomycota, Sordariomycetes, Hypocreales, Cordycipitaceae. Gene Ontology annotation, cellular component: 90S preribosome. The record is from RefSeq and is a predicted model, not a curated record.
AUGGCUCCCUCAAAAGAAGUAGCCGCUAUCGGCUCCAAUGAGAUUGUUGCCAUUAGCUACGAACAGUCUAUCAAGGCCUCCAAGGCUCUUCUUGCACACAUCAAAAAGGCUGCCAAGGAGUCCGCUGGGAAACCUUCGGCUAAAAAGAACCUACUCGUCGAAGACGAUCAAGAUGACACGGCCGACACACCCGUCUGGCUAACGCUAACAACCAAGCGUCACAUUGCCGACAAGUCCAAGCUGCAACCCGGCAAGAUUGUGAUGCCGCACCCCCUCCACGCCGACGACGAGAGCCUAUCAAUCUGUCUCAUCACGGCCGACCCUCAGCGCGCAUACAAGGAGAUUGUGGCCAGCGACGAGUUCCCCGCAGACCUCCGCAAGCGCAUCGGCCGCGUGAUUGACGUGACCAAGCUCAAGGCCAAGUUCUCACAGUACGAGGCCCAGCGCAAGCUGUUUUCCGAGCACGACGUCUUCCUGGGCGACGAACGCAUCAUUAACCGCCUGCCCAAGAUCCUCGGCAAAUCUUUUUACAAGACGACCACCAAGCGCCCCGUCCCCGUUGACCUCCGGGCAAAGGUGCCCAAGGUGAACGGCAAGCGCGGCAAGCGACCCAAGAAGACAGGCGAAAACGAUGUCAACGCCGGAACGCCCGCGCAAAUUGCCAAGGAGGUGAAGAAGGCGGUCGGCGCCGCGCUCGUCAGUCUGGGGCCGUCGACCAAUACGGCGGUGCGCGUCGGCUACGCCAGCUGGACAGCAGAGCAGAUUGCCGCCAAUGUCCAAGCCGUGGCCGCUGCGCUUGUGGAAAAGUGGGUGCCGCAAAAGUGGCGCAACGUCCGGGGCAUCUACCUCAAGGGCCCCGAGACGGCGGCCCUGCCCAUCUGGCUGACGGACGAGCUGUGGGUCGACGACAAGGAUGUCGCCGCCGACACGGAGGAGACCAAGGCCAAUACGAGCAAGAAGCGCAAGGCGCUCGUGGGCGAGGAGCCCGCGGCUGGCUCGCCCGCGGCCAAGAAGAAGAAGGCGACCGCCGACAAGCACAAGCCCGCGAGCGACGACGCGAAGCUCAAUGAGCAGAUUGCGGAACGCAAGAGCAAGCUGCGCAGCGCCAAGGCCAAGGCUAGCAAGGCAAUGGACUAA